AUGAUUAUUUGGAAGAAGCCCAGCGUUCGCGCUGGAAACGACAAAAAUGGUCAAAAAACCAAGCAAAUGACAAGAUGUCCGCCAUCCCAUGCUCUAAUUACAAAAGGUCCCCCCGAGACCAUUUUGAAACGGUCACCCCAACUCUGGAUUGAUGAUGCCCGAUGGAACCCUGGCCAGUUGAAUCUCGAAAAACGGUCGGUCAUCAUAGUUAUGGCCUUCGAUGGCCAGACAUGCGUUUGUCAUUGUGUCGGACAUGAUGUCCGACACGGUCACGAGGCCGACAUUCCACCCACGGAGCGUCGUCAGCAGCAACCGCUGGUUGACCGCUCACACGCCGUGACGAGUACGGAAUACGUGCACCCCGUACCGACAUCGUCAUCCGCUGCUGGGUCAAAUCGAGUCGCGCGUACAGCACACCCGCUGUACUCAUGUCGUCAACCUGCACCCGCCGUGUAG
This is a messenger RNA of Puccinia graminis f. sp. tritici CRL 75-36-700-3, 456 nucleotides long. RefSeq lists its product as uncharacterized. The coding region runs from base 1 to 456 and encodes 151 amino acids. The transcript is spliced from 2 exons. The record is from RefSeq and is a predicted model, not a curated record. Lineage: Eukaryota; Fungi; Basidiomycota; Pucciniomycetes; Pucciniales; Pucciniaceae.